AUGAGCAUAAAGCAAGAAGACUCUGGGUCUUUGCAGCCUGAGAUGACAUCCAAACUCUCCGCUUCAACCCUCCCCCCUCCGGAGAAGCCCAGCGCCAUACAGACUCGGUCUAAGGUUGUGGCCGCCUUUUGGGCCGUGAUCCUUUUUCUGGGCUUCCCGAUAUGGUGGAAGACGACGUCUAUCUAUCGUGCCGAAUUGCCCAUCCAAGAGAUGCUCGACUGGGCUGGCGGAAAGAGUUGCCGCCCUGUGUUCCCGCUGGAGAUCCGAUUUGAGACUCCAUCUCUACCAGACGUUGAAGCGCAGCAGCUUCUCCGGAUCACUCAACAUACCCUAGACGAUUUAAACGAGUUCACCGCGCACCAUCUACGCUUGAAGCUGGCCGAAGAUGAGGCAGAGCAGACAACCCAGAAGGCUGAUACGGCGCUGACGGUUCGUCUGCAGGCGCAGGGUGAUUUAACAGGCCCUCGCUCAGAGCUUCGCACAGACACAACUAUGCUUGAUAUCUUCUAUCCGCCGAGCCAAAUCCCACCCCCUUCUUCACCCAACUCGCCUCUCGCGUCUUUUAUCGCCGCGGAAUUGCAGCAUUUAUUUUCAGAGGAGAAAGCGAUCAUGUCACACAUAUUGUCGAAUAAUGCAAUUGGCAACUACGCCGUCUCUACGCCAAACAGUCUGGCGCACCAGAUUUCCCCACAGCUCGCGGAGAGUAUCACGAAGCGGCUAAGACGGUCGAUGAAAUAUGCAGAGACGUACCACCUUGCGUUCUCUCUAUUUACUCCAGGGCCUGCGCCCUCCUCUUGGGAUAUCGAAUCCGCCGUCCAGGGAUACAUCUCUCCUAUUGUUCAGGCAUUGUCCCCCAUCAGCAAUUUCACUGUAGACACCCAAGUCCAGCUUUACGCAACUUUCUCGCCUACGACACCUGUUCCUGAGUACGACGAGACACAAGGAGUUUGGACUCUUAAGGAAGAAAACCUUAGCGCCUUUAUCAACGCUGCUGAAUGGCCGUUAAACCCCAGCAUCGGAAGUGGCCCAACAAUAAACUUCAUCCUCUACGUGCCCGCCCCCUCGCAGUCUCCAUUGCUCGUCCAAGAGAGCAAAGCUACUAGCUGGAUCAUCCCUCAAUGGGGCGGCGUCUUUAUCCUCAAUCCCCCUCUCUCAACAACUGACGGCUCAGCCCAGUCCAACCCACCGCACCUCCCCCGUGACGCCCUCCGCGCCCCCUUCCUCACCUUCUCCCACCAGCUCCUCAGCCUUCUCGGCACCCCCUCAACACCGCCCUCCCUCCCCUUCCGCCUUCAGACCCUCAUCCGCAUUCGCGCCGCAACAGUCCUCCUCUCCGCCUCCUCAACAAUGGGCUCCCUCGCCCGUCUAACAGAGUCACUCCCGUCUAUUCCCAUCCCCGCAACAGUCGCGUCCUCUGUCGCAACAACGCUUUCCCAUCUCUCGUCUUCAUGCGAAAGCCUACAGAAUGGACAGUUUCAGGCUGCGUUGGCUAGUGCCCGUGUUGCGGAGGCGGAGGCCGAAAGGAGCUUCUUUGAGAAGAGUAUGGUUGGUCAGAUGUACUUUCCGGAUGAGCAUAAGGUGGCAGUUUAUUUGCCGCUAUUGGGGCCCAUUGGGGUCCCACUGGUACUGGGGCUGUUGAAGGAGGUUAAGAGGGUAGUUACGGGGUGGAAGGCUAGGAGGCAAGGGGUUGUUUCGUGA
Aspergillus nidulans FGSC A4 is the source of this 1698-nucleotide messenger RNA. It is a transcript of the gene PIG-S, whose product is annotated as GPI-anchor transamidase GPI17. Gene Ontology annotation, cellular component: GPI-anchor transamidase complex; endoplasmic reticulum membrane. The transcript has 2 exons. Lineage: Eukaryota; Fungi; Ascomycota; Eurotiomycetes; Eurotiales; Aspergillaceae. The coding region runs from base 1 to 1698 and encodes 565 amino acids. The record is from RefSeq and is a predicted model, not a curated record. Gene Ontology annotation, biological process: attachment of GPI anchor to protein; GPI anchor biosynthetic process.